GGUGUUCAGGCGGACUCUGGAGUUGGAUGUGCAGCAAAAGGAGCGGCAUAGAUUUCGUCGGCGCCGAGCAGGGCUGGUUUCUCCCCCAAUUCACACACCCUCGGUUUCCGUACGUCGCCUCCUACUAACCAGCGGAGUUAUUUUCUAUCGGUCGUUCGAUCGUAGAACCUUCUCCACGGCGAAUGACGCACAUUCUACAAUACUUAGCCCACAAAUCUCCACAUUGCUUUUCAUCUAGUGCCUGAAUGAUGUUGGCUGUCAGGUGAUCCGCGAGCAUUUCUGACCUGACCCGCUGACCAUAACAAGUUCGGCUGAUUCAUAUUCGACAUUCUCCUAUUUAACGACGCAGCCAGCAUGUCGCCGACAUGGAUAAACCGAACCGCAAUGCUCGCUCCGCCUUUUUUUAUUGGCAUCGUGACUGGCUUCACGAUGCUCGUGCUGCAGCAGUCAAUGUCUUCAACCCGCGUCACAUUUCUAAACCCUGCUGAGAGCAUGGAAGACCAGCAGCAGACAGAAUCCGUCAACUCGCACCAGAGCCUUAACCGUCAACCGUCAAAUGCCGUCAAGGAAGGUUCAUUCUCGUUUGAAGAGCGGCUUCCAGUUCGUUAUAACACGUCCGUGGGAACUGUGGAAGGGAAGCUGAACGUUCAUUUGAUUGCUCAUUCUCACGACGACCUCGGAUGGGUCAAGACGAUUGACGAAUACUACAUUGACCAAGUACAAUAUAUUAUCGAGACCGUCGUUGAUCAGCUCUCAGACAAUCCUGACCGUAAAUUCAUACAAGUUGAACAGGGAUUCUUCUUCCUAUGGUGGCAGCAGCAGAAAGAGACGAUGAGAGAUAAAGUCAGGAAACUGGUGGCCUCCGGCCAGCUCGAGUUCAUGAACGGCGGGUGGGUGAUGCACGACGAGGCAGUGUGCCACUACACGGACAUGGUGCACCAGAUGUCAAUGGGCCAUCGCUUCAUCCAGGAAAACUUCAACAUCACGCCACGCAUUGCAUGGCAGAUUGAUCCCUUCGGCCACUCCGCCACCCAGGCCAGCCUCAUCACCUCGCAGGCUGGCUUGGAUGGUUUCAUAUUCGGGCGAGCGGACUACCAGGACAUGGAGGCGCGCAAGGCAAGCCAGAAGAUGGAGUUUGUGUGGCGCGCGGGCACAGGAGCGCCGAGGGAAACCGAGGUGUUUGCGGGGAUUCUGUACGACGGGUACUACUCGCCGCAGGAGUUCCGGUACCAGCAGACGGACAGCCCACAGUACCGAUUGAGGGACUGGCCGAACGCGAGGGAUCCCAACGUACGGGAUUUCGUGAACUUCUUUGUUCAGGAAACCACGCGCAGAGCGCAGGCGUUCCGCACGAACCACCUGCUGUUCCCCAUGGGCGAGGACUUCUCGUUCGACGAGGCCAUCAUGUGGUUCAAGAACAUGGACAAGCUCAUCCACUACGUCAACCUGGAUGGCCGAGUGAACGCCCUCUACUCCACACCUUCCUUCCAUCUGGACGCCCUUCACAAGGAGAAGAAGACGUGGCCUCUCAAGACUGGUGACAUGUUCCCCUAUGCUGACGCCCCUCACAGUGUCUGGACGGGGUACUUUGCCAGCCGGGCCAACUUCAAGCGCUAUGCCCGCGUGUGCAGCUCCCUGCUGCUGGCAACCACUGUUCUCGAGGCUGCUGUGGGCAAGAGGGCUCUGAGGGACUGGGGCCUCAAGAACCACAGGAUGAUCGCUACAGACGAGUUUUUGUUCGACAAUCACCUGGGAAAGAAGCUGAAAUUCGCCAGUGGGGGGAAAGGGGGAGAUAUUGGGAGUGCAGGAGCCACGGGAGAGGGUGGGAGUGGGGGUGGAGGAGGGGUCGAGAGAGGCACAGGAGGAAGGGGAGGUGCGCAAGAGAAGGGGGAGGUUGACAGUGGUGAGUGGGAGGAGUGGGAGAGUUUGGGGGGGAGUGCGAGGAGGAGGAGGGUGGCGUCGACAUUCCCUCUGGAAGAAGCGGUGGCAGUGGCACAGCAUCACGAUGCCAUCACAGGCACGGCUCAGCAGCACGUGAAUGACGACUACACGCUCAGACUGCACAGAGCGGCUCAGGAGGGCUUCACUAUUGUCACAGCUGCUCUCGUUCAUCUUAUCACCCAAGCAGCCCCCACUCCUCUCCAACCGCGCCCCUCCUCCCCAGCUUCUGCCGCGCUUCCCAAUGACCCCUCUCGAGCCUUCUACACUCCCACUGCCGAGCCCACAGGUGGGCCUUCAGACUUCCCCCCGUUCAAUUCCCAGCCUGGUUCCCCCGUGCCUGACCCUGCUGCUGAAGCACAAGCCGUGCAAUGGACUUCUGAGGACCCUUUUCAGCCUCACUCGUUUACUGUUGACCAGCCAAACCUCCCAUUGGCCAAUCCUCUAGACCCGUCAAUGCCAGGGAAUGAGCUGUCCGACCCGCUCUUCUCUCAAAUCGACCCAGCGUUGACUCAGGUUGACCCAGCGUUGACUGGGGGGGAGCAGCAGCAGAUGGCAGAUGGCACGGCAUUCUUCCCGUACAACCGUCAGGUGCCUCCUGUGGAAGAGAUUGUCCAGCCAGAACAGACAACACAGCAAGUUCCAGAUCAGAACCCACAGGAGCAGCCGCCUUCGGAAGAGGCUGCUUCUCUUGGGUUUGCUGCUGCUGCUGCUGCUGCUGCUUCUGCAGCACAGCAGACCUUUCCUCCCAGGGAUGGCACGGUUGGUCUUCCAGGAAGGAGGGGACAGGAGAUGCUGCUGAGUGCACGGGACGGCAUCACAGGGGCAGAGAACAGUGGAGUGGUGGGCGGGAGUGGAGGGGCAGGUGGGGAAGGGGAAGUGCGGGGAGAGGGGAUUGGUUCAGGUAGCAGCAGCAGGGGGAGGCGGCUUCUGAGGGAGGGAGGAGUUGUGAGAGGUGUGCGUGACGGGAGGGAGGAUAGUGCACGAGAGAGUGCAGAGGGUGGUGAUCGAAGAAGAGCGGCAGAGGGAGGGAUGCCUGUGCUGGACUUUCAGAUGUGCCCACUCCUCAACCUCUCCUACUGCCCCCCAUCUCAAACCAACCUUGGCCAAGAUCAAGUCCUGGUGGUGACUGUGUUCAACCCACUAGGAUGGCCGCGCGCAGAAGUUGUUCGUUUUCCGGUCUCCUCAUCACCAGUCCUUGUGACAGACUCUACGAACUCCCCCAUCCCCGCUCAAAUCGUCAUCGAGACCCUCGUACCUCUCAACACGCGUGCCACGUACAUUGCCGCGUACACUGGCGAGCUGCCCCAGGAGGCCCAGCAGCAGCAGCAGCCGCAGAAGGGCUUGUUGUCCGUUGUGUUUCACGCCGAGGUGCCUCCUCUUGGAUAUGCCACCUUCUUCCUCACUGCAGUGCCUCCAGGCACGCAAGGUGCAGCAAUCAUCAGCACAGCAAAGUUUGCAACAGUCCCAGCCCACCAGAACGGCCCUGCUGGAACCCCAAGCGGCAACGAGGCUGCCGAUUCUCUCCCUGAAACCAUUGUUCUAGGGGGCUUCAAAGCUGCCCCGUCUCCUGCUGGCGGCGGCGGCGGUGCUAGUGGCGGUACUGGUGGUGGUGAGGCUAAGGCGAAUACUGCGGGCGAGGAUGGAGACGCUGCACUGCGAGUGACAUUCUCCAAGUCAGCGUAUGGCAUGACGCACAUGGAGCUCGUUCGGCCGGCUGAAGGGGGGCAGGAGAUCGCGGAAGUGGCGAAGCCAGUGAGAUCAGACGUACUGGAUUAUGUCACAGCCAAGGGUGGAGCCUACAUCUUUGAUCCCUCUGGUGCAGCAACCAGCCCUACUGACACGAACGGCCAGGUGCCCAUCUAUGUCCAGCGUGGACCGAUCGUGGAAGAGUUCUCUCGACAAAUCGCUCCAUGGGUCUCAGAGACCUUCCGGGUGUACCCUGGGUGUGACUACGCCGAACUGCACUACGCGAUCGGCCCUGUUCCUGAGGGCGCGGGUCACGAGGUGGUGUCUCGCUUUUCAGCCGCCAUCAGCACCAACGAGACCUUCUUUACUGACUCUAACGGCAGGCAGUACCUCAAACGGGUUUUGAACUAUCGCUCUGAUUGGACCCUCGCUCUCACCGACCCCAUCGCAGGCAACUUCUAUCCAGUCAGUCCACGCCAUUUGUCGACUCAAUGCGGUCAUCCCACCUUAGUUGCCGAUUCUGUGACGGUGGGCGCAUUCAUCGGCGAUGGGGCGGCGCAGCUAUCUCUGCUGGUGGACCGAGCAGCCGGUGCUGCCAGCCUGGCGGAUGGCCAGCUGGAAGUCAUGCUGCACCGCGCACUGGCCACGGUGGAUAUGAAGGGAGUGGGGGAGGUUCUCAACGAGGCCAUCACAGUCAAUGGCAACACGGAACGCCUCAUGGUGAUCGGCUCGCUCCGCUUCGGCCUGCACACAGGGGGCAGCACAGCGGAGGGGGGCAAGGGGGGCAUGCAGGAAACACCAGGGGGCAGCGACAGCAGGCAUUUGAGCGCAGGCACUGCUGCCCAUGCCAGUGCUGAGGCCGCCGCUGGUGCUGAGACCAACCCGAGUUUCGAUUCUGGCGCUGAUGCCACUGGUGGGGCUGGUACGGGUGGCGGCAGCAUGCCAGCUGUGCAGCAGGCUUCUCAGAUGUGGCCUGAGAGGUCCCCUCAUGGCAGGCGUGGGGCUGAAAGGGCGGGAGAAGAGGAUAACGGAGAGGCGAUUCAGGAUUCGUCUGAGAUGAGGCGGACUCGGGGCAGGCGAGGGGGGGAGAGGGAGGUUGUUGAAGAACAGCAGGGGGGGCAGGGAGCAGAGUGGCGGAGGGAGCACGCCCAGCGACUCAUUGCACCUCUGCAGCUGGCGUUUGCUGUUGAGUCAAAGGAGGCCAUAAAGGCAGCAGAGGGAACGUACAGGUGGCGCUACUCCCUCUCCCAGCGCCCCAGCAGCCGCACCACCAGUGUGCACCAACCCGCUUACUCCCUGCCACCAAACGUCGCUGUUAUCUCCUUCCAGGAGCUGUCUCCCAGGGAGAUUGUGCUGCGACUGGCUCAUCUGUACGAGGCCUAUGAGCAUCCAACGCUGUCCAAAAUCGGACGCGUUGACCUUCGUCAACUUCUUUCAUCGCAGAAGAUUAAAGGAGUCGUCGAGUUGAGCCUAAUGGCCAACCAAAAGCGGUCGGAAAUGCGCCGCCCAAUGAAAUGGCACGUGGACGGUGAAGACCCAUCAGAAGCUGACAAUUCCAAAGAGAACUCACUCUUAGGAGGCCCAGUGGACCCAACGUCCCUCGUGGUGGAAUUAGCGCCGGGGGAAAUCCGCACUUUCUCAGUGAAGCUCUCACCUCCAUAAGUUAUAUGCGGAUGGUAGGUUUGUUGAUUGUAUGAAUAGAAUGUGAUGUUUGAUGGCUACACUAAUUUUUCUUCGUUUGCAGGAAAUUUGUUAUGCGGAGAAAUGUCCUCCUGCACUAUCCAC
Messenger RNA from Closterium sp. NIES-67, 5412 nucleotides. The record is from the annotation of a GenBank genome assembly. Lineage: Eukaryota; Viridiplantae; Streptophyta; Zygnematophyceae; Desmidiales; Closteriaceae.